Messenger RNA from Pistacia vera, 855 nucleotides. RefSeq lists its product as uncharacterized. The transcript is spliced from 2 exons. NCBI's taxonomy places the organism in Eukaryota, Viridiplantae, Streptophyta, Magnoliopsida, Sapindales, Anacardiaceae. The record is from RefSeq and is a predicted model, not a curated record. Gene Ontology annotation, cellular component: nucleus; transcription regulator complex. Gene Ontology annotation, biological process: positive regulation of transcription by RNA polymerase II; negative regulation of transcription by RNA polymerase II. The coding region runs from base 1 to 855 and encodes 284 amino acids.
AUGGCUUUUGGGGCCUUAUCCGAUUCCAAAUAUCAAUUGGCAUUGUGCUUCAAGGCAAUGACACAGCAGCAGUCCUCAAACUCUGAAUCUGUUAACUCAUUACAAAAAGAUGGACACUACCAGGCUGUGGUAACUUCUCUCUUGAAUGUAUCUUCAGGAAAUUUUCCAGCUUCUGUUGGUAAAGUUGCACACAUGAAUGAGUGUAUGGUCUCUAAGAAAACAAAUCCAACCCUUGUAAAUGAAACAGCAAAUUUCCAACCCAGUAUGUUGAGUUCUUUUGUCCCUGAGGGUAGUUCAGCAGUUUCAACACAUGCUAAUUCUGAUGUGUAUUCUUACCUCAAUAUACCGCCAUUGCCUUUGCCUAUGUUACCCUCUUGUUUAAGCAGUUCAGGGACUUCAAAUUUUGGCUUAGAAAACUCACAAACACACAAAAGGAGACGACAUCGAGGAGGUGCAAAACUGGAUCGUGCUACUACAACUGCGGUGCAUAAGAAAGCCAGAUUAGAGAUGGAGCAAGAGGCCAUCCAGCAGCACCAAAAUGUUUUGCAGUAUGAUCCAAAGUUGGAUGGUGGUGUAUGUUCACGCCGCAUAAUGCAGUAUAUGUAUCAUCUGAGGCAUCGCCCAUCUGAUAAUGGUAUUGCCUUCUGGAGGAAACUUGUGACAGAGUACUUUGCUCCUUGUGCCAAGAAAAGGUGGUGUUUGUCUUCCUAUGAUGAUGUGGAACGCUAUGCCCCUGGUGUUUUCCCACAAGUUUUCAUGUUGAGUGAUACAUUAAUCUUCUUUCAUGGAUAUCUUGUCCAUUCGUUCCAGUGCAGGCUUUCAAUUAUUUGUAGCUUAUGGCUUAAGAUAGUUUAA